Messenger RNA from Sinocyclocheilus rhinocerous, 917 nucleotides. RefSeq lists its product as uncharacterized. Bases 48 to 749 code for a protein of 233 amino acids. The transcript is spliced from 3 exons. The record is from RefSeq and is a predicted model, not a curated record. Lineage: Eukaryota; Metazoa; Chordata; Actinopteri; Cypriniformes; Cyprinidae.
GGAGAAUUGUGAUCCAUGGGGGGAUAGAUGGGUACAGUAGGAAAAUCAUGUACCUGCAUGCAAGUGACAACAAUAGAGCCUUGACUGUUCUAUCUUCAUUUGUUGGUGCUGUGCAACUCUUUGGGGUACCUAAAAGAGUGCGUAGUGAUAAAGGUGGAGAGAAUGUUGAGGUGGCACGCUUUAUGCUUGAGCAUCCAGAUAGAGGAACAGAAAGUUUCAUCACUGGACGCAGCGUGCAUAAUCAGCGAAUUGAAAGACUUUGGAGAGAUGUUUGGUGUGCUGUGACAGUCAACUAUCACUCUGCACUCCAACAUCUCUCCAGCACCGGUGCUCUCAAUCCUGAUAAUGAACUUGAUAUCAUUUGUCUUCAUUAUGUGAUGCUCCCAAGAAUCAAUAUGCAUCUCCAGCUCUUCAAGCAAGCAUGGGAUCGGCAUCCAAUUUCCACAGAGCAUGGGAGGUCACCACAGCAGUUAUGGAUUGAAGGGCAGUUACGGAACAGCGAUCAAAUUUGUGACCCACUGUCUGAGCAGACAUAUCUCGAAGAACACAGCAUUGACUGGGAGGGACCAACACCAGUGGAUGAUGAUGACAUAAUUGAAGUUCCCCCACCACCUGAGAAUCUGCACAGUGCUGUUUUCCAGUUUCUUCAAGGAAGAGUGGAUCCACUUGGCACUAGCACUUGCUUUGGAGUUGACAUUUUCUUGGAGGCAUUAAGGGUUUCAAGGGAGCAAUUGGAUUACAGUUUCUAACAUGUAUAACUUUAAAUGAGGGUCACCAUAGCCUGGUCCCUCUAAACUAAAUCAUUGUAUUGUAGCAAUUUCGCUGUGUAUUCUAAAAAUCUGCAAAUUAGUUUACUAUUAUGAUUACUAGUUAAUACUAAAGCUUGCCAGCCUACUGUAUGACCACAACAGUGAAAG